Molecule: messenger RNA, 3808 nt
Organism: Rhinolophus ferrumequinum (greater horseshoe bat)
Lineage: Eukaryota; Metazoa; Chordata; Mammalia; Chiroptera; Rhinolophidae
Gene: ARPIN
Product: actin related protein 2/3 complex inhibitor
Exons: 6
Coding region: 146-802 (218 amino acids)
Biological process (GO): negative regulation of actin nucleation
Source: RefSeq, a predicted model, not a curated record
ACCCCGGGUUUUCUGCGCAGCGGCGUGGGGAGAAUGAGCCGCAUCUAUCAGGACAGCGCGCUGCGGAACAAGGCGGUGCGGAGCGCACGGCUGCCCGGGGCCUGGGAGCCCUCCACCCACCAGGGGGCGGACUCUCACCUGGCCCAUGGAACUUCACCAUUCUUUCAUGAGGACUGGCAGAACGAGCCGAUCCCUCCUGUUCCUCAUCCCCAGGGGCAACGGCGUCCUGCUGGAGGGAGAGCUGGUUGAUGUAUCUCGUCACAGCAUCCUGGACGCGCAUGGGAGGAAGGAACGCUACUACGUGCUGUACAUCCGGCCUAGUCGCAUCCAUCGCCGUAAGUUUGACCUCAAGGGAAAUGAAAUCGAGCCCAACUUCAGCGCCACCAGGAAGGUGAACACGGGCUUCCUCAUGUCAUCCUACAAGGUGGACGCCAAGGGGGACACUGACAGGCUGACACCCGAGGCCCUGAAGGAGCUGGUCAAUAAGCCCGAGCUGCUUGCACUGACACAGAGCCUCACCCCCGAGCAGACAGUGGCCUUCUGGAUGCCUGAGUCAGAGCUGGAGGCGAUGGAGCUGGAGCUGGGGGCCGGGGUACGGCUGAAAACUCGAGGCGACGGCCCCUUCCUGGAUUCAUUAGCCAAACUUGAGGCUGGAACAGUGACCAAGUGUAAUUUUGCUGGUGAUGGAAAGACAGGGGCAUCGUGGACAGACAACAUCAUGGCUCAAAAGUCUUCAGAGGGGGCCUUGGCGGAGACCCGCGAGCAGGGGGACGGGGCAGAGGACGACGAGUGGGACGACUGAGGUUAGUGGGAAAUGGAGUGUCUCCGGGGCCCACCAGCACUGUUGAGAAUUUCUUCCACCGACUUCAAUUCUGGAGCUCGAGGAAGCAGCCUGCCCAGUUCUUCCACACAGCCGCCAUGGGACACCCUUUGCACAAGCUCUGCUAAGAUCAAAUCCAAGACCACGACGUUAGCGGUGGGGCCCCCACGCUGUGGCUCACGGAGGGUCCCUCCCUGGAUGUGAGUUUAGCCUUCUUAGACAUUUUCAUGCCGGCCCCUGCCCUGAGUGGCAGCCUUGUUUCUAGAGGCAGGUGGUGUGCGAGUCCCGGGGUGUGGGGGGGCAGUCAGAGGACCUGGACUUGGCUUUGGUGCUGAAUUGGGGAGCGUCUGUCAUCUGCAUGCAAAGUGGCUCAGCGAAGAAGUUAGCAGGGGCUCCUUCCUCUCUACCUCUGUCCUUGUACUUCCUGCUUUCCUUCCACACCUGCCCCACGCCCCACGGCUGAGUGCUGAGGUCUCUGCUCUCCUGCUCGAGCCUCCUGUCCCUGUGUCCUUUUCUUCCCCAGGGCCACCAGCUCUUUAUUCCUCCUCCGGUUCGCUGCUUCCUGUCCUGCCCGGCUGCUUUCCUGGGGAUGCUGAGCUCAGGUUUGCUUGGCUGUUCGCCGUCUCAGGCGUACUCUGUCAGGCCACAUUUUUGAUAACCCCUUUUCUGUUGUUGUUUUGUACCUUGGGAACUUUUCAUGAAUGAGUAAAUCUUCAGAAAAUGAUUCCUCUACACUGACUGGGUUAUUAUCUGGUGUAAACAGUCUUCCAGCUGAGCCAGGUCCCUAUAAGAAGGAAGCCAUUUCUUUUUGGUCGUGAGCGUUGCCUGACUGGGUAGUUGUGCCCACACCCAUAUCUGUGAAGCGACCUAGAGUUGAAAGCUACGUGUCCUAAGAGUGGGUAGGGACUUGGUGGCAGGUGAGUCCUGCUUCCCUCAGGGAAAAGGGGUGGUGGUGAACUCACAAUUAUUGAGUCCUCUGAUGUAUCAAACACAGCACUAGAUGCUUUCCAUGAUAAUAAUUACAGCCACUGACUGUUGAGUGCUUCCUGGUGCUAAAACCUGUGCCAAGCAUUUGCGGUAUCUUACUUAAUCGUCACAACAAUCCCACACGGCACAUAUGAUUAUUGUCCCCAUUUCCUUCCAUGUGAGGCUGAAGCUCAGAGGCUCCACUGAUAGAAUAUAGAGGAGAGAGCCAGGCAGUCAGAUUUCAAAUCCACAUUCCUAACUCCUGGAUUAUUCUGCUUUCACAUGCGAACUACAGAGGAGAAAUGGGGCCUCAGAGAUGUUAAGCGACUUGUCCGGAGUCACACAGCUAAUAAAUGGCGGAGCCAGAUUCCAAUCCAGAGCUGUCAGAAGCAAAGCAUAUGCUCAUUCCCCGUUCCCUGCUUCCUUGGCCUACAGAGGGGCCUUGGACACAGUGCCCCAGGCAGGUCCUGGCCCAGUGAAGCCGGGUUAUAUUCCCAAACAUUAGGGAACGUCCCUAAACCCGUGGCUGCUAGUCUGCCCAGGCUGAAGUCGGCUGUGCCGGUAUCAGCAGUUGAGUAGGUAGUAUUGUGUUUCCAGCAUUUGUUAUCAUGGCUCAGACUUUUGUUUGCUCUCCUGCAUGUCUGAGCCUGGGUUCAAUAAUCCGGCUGUGAGGCUUGGGACUCACACUUCAGUUGGGCCACCUGGUGCACUGCCCAUGGGUCUCUUCCGUUCUCGUUGCCCUUUUCCUUAUGAUCUCUCACCUCCAUAAUUGUAGAAGCCGCCUCCCUGGUGUCCUGUGUCUGAAUGGGCCUCGCUCCCUGUUGAGCAUACUGGGACCUCAACCAUGCAGGUGGCCAGGAUAGCCGGAGGAGAACUGGGGACACUGGUUGGGGGUAGAGGCACCCAGUGAGGGCAUCCUGCUGCCCAGAGUACUGUGGCCAAAGUGUAUGGCAAACUCCCAUGGGCAGGCCACCAUUCCAAACAAGGAGGCUCAGUGUGUCAGUGGGGGAAGCCCUGAGCAGCCAAUGGGCUUGUUGUCUUCCGGGGGCUCCUGUAAGAAAAAGGCCAUUUGGCUGGAGCUCAGAGAAUGGGUAGGGGUAGAGCUGUCUUUGAGAUGAGGCUGGAGAACGGACAUGGCAUCUUCAGCAUAAGCGUUUUGGGCCUUUAUCCUUAACAUCUUGGAAGCUAAUGGUCCCCUGCGGGAGUGAGAUCUGAUUCCUGUAUUUCAAAGGUCACUUGGCUACAGAGAAACUGGAGGCAAUGAGCCCAAUGAGGAGAUUGCUGCAGUUGUCAGGGUGAGAGUCUGGAGUGGUUUGGUCUAUAGCGGUGACAGUGGAGACAGAAAGAAAUUCAUGUUGACAGAGGAGGAAAGGGACCUUCCAGCAAGAGAACAGCACCAGCAAAGCCAUGGAGGUGGGGGGCGUGGCCUGUUCCUGGAAUAUGCAAUUUCUAUACAUGGUUGUUAUCAUACUAUCCCUACACAUGAAAUUUGAUCAUCUUUUUAAAAUUGUUAUAUAAUUACUUUCCAUAUUGCUGCAUAGUCUUCGUAACCAUUUGUUUUUUAACAUUGACCACCAUAGCUCUAUCACUGUCCAAUUUGGGGAUAAUUAAUUGGUUUGUUUUAGGAGCUAAUAUAAUUAAUGUGUCAAGAACUGUUUUAAAUUGUAUCUCCCCUCAAUCUCACCCACCUACCCACUUCCCUCCAUCCCUCCCUCCCCACUAUAUUUUUGAGUUAUUUCUUUAGGGACAGAUUUCCAGAAGUGGGAUUACUGGGAACCUAGGAAUUUUUUGUAAAGGUCUUGUUAUAUUGCCAAAUUGCUUUCCAAAAGGGUUGUUCUAAAUUAUAAUUUCACCAGCAGUGUAGGAGAGGACCAUUUUCAUUGUUACACUUGCUAGAAUUGGGUAUGAUAACAUUUUUAAAAAUUAUAUUUGAUAAGGUGAAAAUAAUACUUUAAAGUUAAUAUUUUAAUUUUAAUUAGCUUUGCCCCCCAUUAAUAGUGAGCUUAAACAUUUUUUUCAUUU